Molecule: messenger RNA, 267 nt
Organism: Prorocentrum cordatum
Lineage: Eukaryota; Dinophyceae; Prorocentrales; Prorocentraceae
Source: the annotation of a GenBank genome assembly
GCGGGCAAUGCGUUCCCGGGUUUAACGUCAUCCACCAUCGACGCCACUGGACCCUUGUGCAAUGCGUCGCCGCUAGUCGACCAGACCGCGUCGGAUGGCCACGCGACAGGCGCCAACGGCGGCUGCAGCGCAGCUGCCUGGAAUGGCCCCGACAACAUGCGCCAGCAUGUGCGGUUGGCUUGGAUGCGGUGCCGCUCCUGUUUCACGGUAGAAGUUCCAGACUCCCGCCUGGCCGAGCAGUCCAAACGGCCUCUGAGCGCUACCUAG